Messenger RNA from Owenia fusiformis, 1859 nucleotides. The record is from the annotation of a GenBank genome assembly. NCBI's taxonomy places the organism in Eukaryota, Metazoa, Annelida, Polychaeta, Sabellida, Oweniidae.
UAGUUAUAUUAAAAAUUAUCACAAUGACACAACGAGGAGAUGUUUCUGUUGCAUUGGACAUGGGGAAAAUUGGUUCCAUAGGUUCUGGAGCAGAUCUUCGUCAAAGAAGUCACACUGAUACUUUGAAUUCUACAGGUGUUAUCCAUCCAUUUGUAAAGCACAAUAAAUCAGUAUGGGGUUCUGCAAGGAGAGAGCUAGGAGGUCUUCUAGCUGAGAGUGGGGCUAAGAAGGUACUACUCUUCAUAGGGAUUACCAUUGUGUCAUAUGUGAUGUUAAUGUCUUGGUGCCGCACCACUAACAGCCUAGCUCUCUUGGCGUAUACCUAUCUCAUAAUGUUCGGUGUAUUAAAUUUGCUAACUAUUCUAUUGACCAUGUGGGUGCAGAAACAGCCUCCAUCCCCUGCUUUCUCUUUUGGGUAUGAGAGGUUUGAGGUGAUUGCAGUAUUUGCUACUACUAUACUGGCACAACUGGGCUCACUGUUCAUUAUGAAAGAAAGCAUUGAGAGAAUGAUCAUACAGCCAGAAAUACACACUGGUCGACUCCUCAUUGCUACACUGUUUGCCUUCCUGGUUCAUAUGAUGCUAGCCUAUGGUGUAGAGAACAAGGCCAUGAACCAUGUGAUUGCUGCAUCAACCUCCAGCUGGCUGCAGGAGCAUGUGGCAGACAUGAGUGAAGGACUUUGCCAUGUAGUACCUGGUUUAAGCAAGCUACUUCUUCCUCGGAUCAAUCCAUUUACUUUAAUAGCCUUUGCUGGCAGUCUAGCUCUUAUCCUGGAGUACAUACUCAUUGAUAUCAAUAACUAUUUCUCAGCUGACACUUGUGCUGCAUUGUGGAUUGCAGUGAUGAUUUGCGGCACCAUGUUUCCUAUGGCCAUCUAUAGUGGAAAGAUGUUGUUACAGACUACACCAGCUCACAUUAUUGGUCAACUGGACAAGUCUAUUAGAGAAGCAUCUACACUGGAUGGCGUGCUUGAGUUCAGAAAUGAACAUUUUUGGACACUUUCAUUUGGAGUACUGGCUGGAUCUGUACAUGUCAGGAUACGUCGAGAUGCAGAUGAACAAUUAGUGCUCGCACACGUUGCUAACAGAUUAUCCAAUGUUGUAAAAAAUCUGACAAUACAGACGUUCAAAGAUGAUUGGACACGUGGGUCUACCUUCCACAUGUCAAGAACCCCAAAUCUGGGGACAACACUUUCUACUCCAGGGGUUUCCCCUAUCAAAAUCAAUUCCAGCAUAACACAAGAUGGGUAUAGCAGUGUAAAUCUUGGUGCUCAAUUACCAGACUUGAAACCAACUUUAAAUCAUAGUCAUAGUCAUUUAAACAAUAUGCCCCCACCACUAGGGGGUGCCUAUAGCCCAUAUAUAUCAAGUGGCAAAUCUAGUCCCCAAAGUACAUACAAUAUUGGAGUGAAAGCUCCUGAAAUAACUCCACUUAGUACUAGCACACCAUAUGGGACCCCAAGUGCUCCUAGGAUGCCUGGUCAAAAUCUCCAAAGAAUCACUUUAAAUACAAACAAUCAAAGGACUCAACAGACUAACCAAAGGACUACAUAUGAUUUAGGAUCUAGUCAGUUUUACUCCGCAACAUCUGCGAACAUUGGUGCUGGUAAUCAUGGUAACCAAAACAACAGUAGCUUCUCAGGACAUAUCAACGAAAACAUGGUGCCAUUUUUAGGAGGCAGUUUUUCCAAACCAAAUUAUGAACCAUCGUAAUUAAAGUUUUGGUGGAGUCACCUAAAAUGGCUAUUUAUGUAUAUGUGCUGUAUUUACAUAUUAUUAGGGUAUAUAAAUGUUAUAGAUGGGUCAAACAAAUAGUUCCUCAACUGCCAUUAUUCUGUGACGUUUAUUGUAAUAUCUAAU